Messenger RNA from Malassezia sympodialis ATCC 42132, 1113 nucleotides. RefSeq lists its product as uncharacterized. Gene Ontology annotation, biological process: mRNA splicing, via spliceosome. Gene Ontology annotation, cellular component: U2AF complex; nucleus. The transcript has 2 exons. The coding region runs from base 1 to 1113 and encodes 370 amino acids. The record is from RefSeq and is a predicted model, not a curated record. Gene Ontology annotation, molecular function: RNA binding; metal ion binding. Lineage: Eukaryota; Fungi; Basidiomycota; Malasseziomycetes; Malasseziales; Malasseziaceae.
AUGGACUCCCGACAGGCGGCGCUCAAGUCGGAAAUUGCGCAGCUGUCUGGCGCCAUUGACCGGCAGCGCUCGCGCAUGCGCGGGCGCGGCGGGCAUGCGGCGCGGCCGACGCGCCACCGCUCGCUCGUGCUAAGCGGCUCCGACGAGGGCGGGUGGGUGCGCCGCCGCACGCGCCAGGGCGUGGCGCUCGUGCACCGCGCCGUGUACGACCCUGCGCGCCCGCCGCCCGUGGAGACGCCGAAGGCGCCGGCGCGCGAGCAGAUCGUGGUCGACGGCGUCCCGUUCGUGUUUGACGAGUCGGGCACCAAGCUCAUCAAGGCGAGCCUCGUGGCGCCGCACGCGCCGUCCGCCACGCCGCGGCAGACGUCCGUGGAUGGCGAGGCGUACGUCCGCACGAAGAGCGGGAACCUCAUUAGUCGUGCGCUCGUCGUCCAGCGGCGCGCCGCGCGCGCGCAGCAGGCGCGGCAGAAGCGCCUCGCGGCGCUCGGGCAGCAGAUGGGGCGUGUGCACCGGCAAGUGCGCGCGCGGGAGCGCGCCCAGAUCUGCACGUUCUACACGCGCACGGGCGCGUGCCGCCGCGGCGACCGCUGCCCGUUCGUGCACGACCCCGCGCGCCGCGCGCUGUGCCCCGGCGCGCUGAAGCCGAGCGGGUGCAUGCUGCCGCCCGGCACCUGCCUCUUGUCGCACACUCCGACGCCGCACAACACGCCGCACUGCGUGCACUUUCUGCGCACAGGCGCCUGCCGCCAUGGCGAUGCGUGCAGGUACGUGCACGCGGCGCGCGCGGCGGACGCGCCGCUGUGCCGCCCGUUCGUGUACGCGGGAUGGUGCGAGCAGGGCCGCGCGUGCGAGCGGCGCCACGCGAAAGAGUGCCCCGACUUCCGCGAGAAGGGCGCCUGCUCGAACGCGGCAUGCCGCCUGGCGCACCCCGCGCCGCCGCCGGAGCGCAGCGCCGUGCAGGGUGCCGAGCCGGCCGCCGAUACCCUCUUUGUGCGGGACGACGCCGCCGCGGCCGAGGAGCGCUACUUUGUGGCGGUGGACGAUGCGCCGCCGCGCGCGGCGGCGGCCGAGGCGACGCCGGGCACGGACGCGCGCGACUUUCGAGGAGCCUGA